Candoia aspera is the source of this 642-nucleotide messenger RNA. RefSeq names its product endothelial differentiation related factor 1 (gene EDF1). The transcript is spliced from 5 exons. Bases 112 to 558 code for a protein of 148 amino acids. Lineage: Eukaryota; Metazoa; Chordata; Lepidosauria; Squamata; Candoiidae. The record is from RefSeq and is a predicted model, not a curated record. Gene Ontology annotation, cellular component: nucleus. Gene Ontology annotation, molecular function: DNA binding.
GAUGAGGGAGGGAACGGCGAGAGGGACGGCCUAUUGCGGAGGUUGAGCAGCGAAGAGGUGGCGGCGGCGGCAGAAGAAGAAGCAGAAGCGCAGGCAGGAAGAAGAGGCGCCAUGGCGGAGAGCGACUGGGACACGGUGACGGUGCUGCGCAAGAAGGGGCCCAGCGCGGCUCAAGCCAAAUCGAAGCAGGCCGUCCUGGCUGCGCAGCGGAGGGGCGAAGACGUGGAGACCUCCAAGAAAUGGGCAGCCGGCCAGAACAAGCAGCACUCGAUCACCAAGAACACCGCCAAGCUGGACCGCGAGACCGAGGAGCUGCACCACGACCGGGUCCCCCUGGAGGUGGGCAAGGUCAUCCAGCAGGGCCGGCAGAGCAAGGGGCUGACCCAGAAGGACCUCGCCACGAAAAUCAACGAGAAGCCGCAGGUCAUCGCAGACUACGAGUCGGGCAGGGCCAUCCCCAACAACCAGGUGCUGGGCAAGAUCGAAAGAGCCAUCGGUCUCAAGCUUCGUGGGCGGGACAUCGGCAGGCCCCUCGAAAAGGGCCCGAAAGGGAAGUGAUGACAAAGCCUCGAAAUCAGUUUGCCCCGACUGAUCUCGCCUGGCCGUUCGCCACUCUGCGCAUGGCCAGGAUCUCUUUGUCUA